Monopterus albus (swamp eel) is the source of this 3943-nucleotide messenger RNA. It is a transcript of the gene lingo2b, whose product is annotated as leucine rich repeat and Ig domain containing 2b. The transcript is spliced from 2 exons. The record is from RefSeq and is a predicted model, not a curated record. Gene Ontology annotation, molecular function: protein binding. Gene Ontology annotation, cellular component: plasma membrane. NCBI's taxonomy places the organism in Eukaryota, Metazoa, Chordata, Actinopteri, Synbranchiformes, Synbranchidae. Bases 648 to 2516 code for a protein of 622 amino acids.
GAGCACCAGAUGGAUGGGCAACCGGACAGGUUGACAAAUAGCAAGGCUGUCAGAAUAGCAGUUUAGAAAUACCUUAAACUGGGCUCCACUAUACCAGCAAAACUGAUUUUCCAGGGAAGUAUUCAAAUUGUGCGUUCUCUGAAUGUGAAGAAUAAAGGUAUAUGAAAAAAUGCCACUGUCCUUAUUCUAUUUCUUCCUUUUCUUAUUAAUGUGAUUGGCAGACUACAUUAGAGUGGAUGGGUAGUAAGGGCUUGUAGUUGCUGUGGCAACGGCCUGCUCUUUGUUAAAGGCUAUAUUCCCGUCAUCUGAUGUGUCUGCGCUGUGAUCGAUAAAAACCCAGCCUGCAGGGACUGAUGAAUGGACUGGGGCUUUUGCCAGGCCAGGCAGGACCUGGGAGAGAAAAAGAGUCAGGGGGAAGAUGUGUGAACAGGAGGACGGAGAGAUAAAACAGCGAUAGGACGAGGAGAUGGAGAUGUGAGCGGUGCGGCUGCUGAGCCGGGCGGAGGGGUGAGCACUGUGGGAAAGACAGAGUGUGUGCUCUGCGGUUUCUUCUGCCUCAUCUUGACUAUUUUUUGAGCAUCACUCACUUCGCUAUCAAAGUCAGGGCUUGUCCGUGAUGGUGUUCUGUAUGGACAAGAAACCGUGCCAUGACAGAGGGCAACGUGGGUAAAAGAGACAUGCAACGCCCAGCCCUGCACCACUACCACCUCUUCCUGGGCGGGGCUUUGCUGCUUCUCCUGGCCAGCUCAGCUCAGAGCUGCCCCGCCCGAUGUGAGUGCUCUGCACAAAGCAAGUCAGUUAGUUGUCACCGCAAACGCCUGUCCACGGUCCCUGAAGGUAUCCCUAUUGAGACUCGUGUCCUGGACCUCAGCAAGAACAAGCUACGCAUCAUCACGCCAGACAACUUCUCUUCAUUCCAACAGCUGGAGGACCUGGAUCUCAGCGACAACCUCAUCACUGUGGUCGAGCCCAGCUCAUUUCGCUCCCAGCUCGCUCUUCGCUCGCUCAACUUCUGCAGUAACUUGCUUCAGCUGGUGCCUGCUGGUGUCCUGACAGGCCUGACCAACCUCACCCGCCUUGACCUCAGUCACAACCGACUGGUAGUUCUUCUGGAUCAUGCCUUUCAAGAUCUGCGCAGGUUAACAUCCCUAGAGGUGGGUGAUAACGAGCUGGUUUUCAUCUCUCAGCGAGCCUUUAUAGGAUUACUUGGCCUCCAAAGUCUGACCCUGGAACGUUCCAACCUUACCAUGGUCCCUACCGAUGCUCUGGCACAUCUGCACAGUCUGGUUGAGCUGCACAUGCGAUACCUGAGCAUUAGCUUUCUAAAACCUUUCUCCUUUAAAAGGUUAUCUCGUCUUCGCCAACUAGAGAUUGAUUACUGGCCCUGGCUGGAUACACUGCCUCCCCUCUCACUGCAUGGCCUCAACCUCACAACACUGUUCAUAACUAACACUAACCUGUCUGCCUUCCCCAGUGCAGCACUACGCAACCUGCCCUACCUCACACAUCUCAACUUGUCCUAUUGCCGCAUCCAGCACAUCCAUCAAGGAGAGCUGGGCCAACUCCCACACCUGCUGGAGCUCCGCCUCCAAGGGGCUAGGCUGGUUUCUAUCGAGCCUUUUGCUUUUGUGGGCCUCAAAUCUUUGCAGCUACUGGAUGUGUCACAGAACCGCCUGGACUCUCUGGAGAGAGGAGUGUUUGCCUCACCAGACAUCCUCCAGAGGCUUUGUCUGGGUGGAAAUCCAUUAGUGUGUGACUGCAGAUUGCUUUGGCUGCUCAGUAACCACAAACCCGCCUCUCUGCAGAUUCUGGAUGACCAGCCUGAGUGCAGUGCCCCUGAGCACCUCCUGGGGAAAACUCUCCGUGACCUCAAGGAGCCUCUGGUUUCCAGAUACAUGACUUGCACCAAGCCACGGAUUGGACCCAACACAACACAGCUGCUGAUGGCUGAUGAGGGUCAGCCAGCUCGCCUGAGCUGCAUGGCGGAGGGAGCACCUCGACCCUCUGUGGUCUGGAUUACACCUCACAGACGAUACAUCACAGCCAAGAGCAGCGGUAGGGUAGAAGUCCAACCAGAUGGUUCCCUGGAGAUCAAGGCAGCGGAGCUACAUGACAGCGGGGUGUACUUGUGUAUUGCUAGUAAUCCUGCUGGCAACGCUAGCCUGUCAGCCUCUUUAGCUGUGAAGAGCCUGGGCAUUGGGGACAGAUCUCAUUAUAGCAACAGGGGCUCAUACAAUCUCACAGACUCUAACAGCACAUGGGGGAAUGGGACGGUACUGUACAACAUGACAGCCCCUAUAGAUAUUAAGACUAUCAUUAUAUCUACAGCCAUGGGCUGCCUGUCAUUUCUAGGUGUGGUCAUUUUCUGCUUCCUGCUUCUGUUCGCCUGGAGCAGGGGGAAGGGACGCCACAAGAGUAGCUUUGAAAUAGAGCAUGUCCCUCGCAAAUCCAACGGGGCAUCAUCUGAAGUGACAGAAACAAGCGGCCCACGACGGGUCAACAUGAAAAUGAUUUGAAAACAACACAGACUGUCGAUAGUAACAUCAACAUAUCAGCUGAAAAAAAAUGUUGUUUUUUUUUCUAUGACAGUGGAUUUGUGACACACGAAGGUGAUGUACUAUUGGGUGUCAAUAUGACGGUGAUCUAGUGAUAAAGUGGACAUGUGAAUAUAAAAGUGAUAUAUGAAACUGUGGAUGUGUUUAUAUGAAAUUAUGUUCUCAUACAGUACAUUGAAUAUAAUACUAUAACCAACAUAUCAAUAUGGGAGUGAUAUACAAGGCAUGUGUUUCAGUGGUGAUGUGAUGAGUAAUGGCCGUGACAUCAAGGUGAAGGAGGGAGCUACUGAGAGUGACAGGGGAUGUGUUGGCAGGGCAGUCAAGUGAUUAUUGGCGCAACAUGUCAGCACUAAAUUGUCUAAUACUCAUCUUAGCUGCAGUAUGAAAGGUGUGUGUUGUGUUCAUGUGUGCAUGUGUGUGCGUAUGUGUGCGUGCAUCAGUGUGCGCAUGUUGCAUUUGUGUUUUGUGCAUGUGCACGCAUUGCCUUUCUUUUUUGAUGGAAUAAUUAGGGUCCAAAGCUUUUUUUCCAGGCAUUUAUUCUUGUUUGGUCAUUAUAACAACAGUUUUGUCACUAUUGAGUAAAACAGAGGACUUUCUAUGUUUGUAUGCAAAAUUGCAAUUAUUAUAUUCAAGAAAAAUGCUGCAUUAAUUUUGAAAUAGGUUGAUGUCUGCCUUGGAAUAACUCUAACAUCAGAGGGGAUUUUUCUAAACACAAGAAAAUGUUAAACACGGUAGUUACAAUGUGAUGCCAGAGCUUUGUUUUUAGUAUAGAACUCGCUUUCCAGUAGCAUUAGACACCCAAGAAAUAGCAGUGGUCAGUGGUGAUAUUACUCUGGAAAACCUUCCAGUUAUAGAAAUGGCAUGUUAAACCUGCUUUAUAAGAUUAUAAAUCAUGGGCAGAUUUUCCUGCCAGACAAAUCCCUUGAUAUGAUAUAAAAGAGUCGGUGGCCAGACAGUGGCAAAGAUUUACCAGCCUGUGCCCUGGGUGGGACAAGACAAAGGUGAACCUCAUAGAUUUAUGGGUUUGAAUUUCCCCUCUCUCUCUCUCAUUUUUCUUUGAUUGCACCACUUAAAGCUGGCGUGUCUGGAUUCUUCCCUGAGGAACCAAGAGGUUCUGGGUAUUUAAACAAACACAAAUUGAAAGUUGUAGUGGAAUCUUGUAUUGUUUUUUUUUUUUUUUUGUUGGUUUUUUUUUGGAAAUGUUUUCAAUGUUGAAAAAAAUAAAGUAAAAAUAAAACUAUUAAGGGCAACUCUUUGUAAUGCAGGAACGUGGGUGUUAACUUGUGUGAUCCUGUUGUGAUAAAAUGUUCGAGGUUGUAUAAUUGUUUUCAUAUGACAAAUUUAUGGAUAUAUUUUCAAAUUGAAAUAAAACUUAAUCAUACCCUUAA